Messenger RNA from Hemicordylus capensis (graceful crag lizard), 2102 nucleotides. RefSeq names its product armadillo like helical domain containing 1 (gene ARMH1). The record is from RefSeq and is a predicted model, not a curated record. The transcript is spliced from 12 exons. Lineage: Eukaryota; Metazoa; Chordata; Lepidosauria; Squamata; Cordylidae. Bases 507 to 1859 code for a protein of 450 amino acids.
GAGCGAGGAACUGCCUGACGAUUCUGUGACUGGAAUCGCCGUGAUGGUGCUUAGCAACCGAAAUGCCAACUGCCGCCGCCGCGCGUUAGCAACCAAACCAAACCGAACUCGGCGGUGUGGUUGACCAGACCUGCCGAAAGGGUCCCGCUCGGAGUUGUUCUUAAGCAGUCCGGGAAGGAAGGAAGGGUUUCCUGGUCCUCAGGUGGGGACGCAGGCUGGAGGACCGCUGAUAUGUGUAUGCGGGAGAACUGAAAGGGGAUGGUGAGCAGAGCUCCGUUCCUAAGAAGGCAGAGAUGCCAGCAGGCAGCAGCCGGGGACGGGGUCCAAAUCUGGAAGCUGCCCUUGAAACUCUGCUGCUCCUUUAGUCCUUAAUGUGUGGGGACAGGCUGUGGUUACUUUCUGGUGAGAGGAAGACCAGACCUUUCUGACUCCAGCUAAGCGCUGGUGUGGGAUAACUUCAUCAUUCAAGCUGGAAUAGGACAUUUCCUAAAAAGACACUAACAAACAUGACUUCCAUAAAGGAGCAGGCAGCCAUCAGCAGAUUAAUAAGCUUCCUGAAGGAAUGGGAUAAUGCUGGCAAAGUUGCCCGGAGCCAUAUUCUGGACAAGUUCAUCCUGGCCAACCAAGGCAAGACAGGUCCAGAACUCGAGAUAGAAUUCUCUCAAGGAGCUAGCUUGUUUCUGGUCCGCCUAACUGCCUGGCUCAGGCUGACUUACAUGUAUGGAACAUGUCUAGAGCAACUGUUGAAGUCCAUUGGUGUCUUCCUGUCAGCUGCAAGUGGCCAGCGGUACCUUAUUGAAUUCUUGGAGGUUGGUGGUAUCCUCACACUGUUGGAAAUACUUGGGCUCAAGCAACUGAAGGAAGAGGACAAAAAGGAGUCCAUAAAGCUUCUUCAGUUAGUAGCAAGCUCUGGCAGGAAGUUCAAAGAGCUUAUUUGUGAAAGCUAUGGUGUGCGAUCAAUUGCUGAGUUUUUGGCCACAUCCAAAUCAGAAGAGACACAAGAGCAAGUGCAGAUUCUUCUGGAUUCCUUAGGCCACGGCAACCCCAAGUACCAGAACCAAGUGUACAAAGGCCUGAUUGCUCUUCUAAAGUGUACUUCUCCCAAAGCCCAGCAACUGUCUCUGCAAACACUCAGGACAAUACAGACAAUUGUGGGGAAAGCUCAUCCGAACAUCGUAGAGUCUGUGCUGAGUGUGCUUCGCUCUAUGCAUUUGGAGGUGCAAUAUGAAGCAAUUCAACUGAUCAAGGACCUCAUGACCUAUGAUGUACGGCCAGCGGUCCUGAAAGGACUGGUUUCUUUGCUAAAGCCAUCAAGACAGGAGACUGCCAAAAUGCAUGCCAGAAUCCUUGAAGAAGCAGGUACAUCGCACCUCAUGGAGUCCUUGCCAGCAUAUAUUCAGCAAGCUGCUGCAGCCAAGGCCAUUGGAAUCCUAGCCCAAGAGUCCAGAGAAUUGGCUGAGGAGCUGCUUUUCACGAGAGUGGUGCAUGGCCUUUUGUGUGCCAUGGGCAACAAAGAUCACACCAACUGCCAGAGGCAGGCCAGCAUCACAUUAGAGUAUUUUGUAAAGAUGUUCAUCGUGGUGGAGAGGCAUGCACGAAACGCCAUGGGAGAAAAAUUGUACCAGCUAUUCAGGGAAGAUGCUGCAAAUUUGUACCAGAACAUGGAUGCAAUUCAGGCUGAUAUCCUGGCCACCAAUAUAAUCAACAUUCCAGCAGAGUUUUUGACUAUAGCCAAACUGAAAGUGGCAGAAUCCUACACUCAAGAGGAACGGAAGUCUGAAGAGGAACGGAAGUCUGAAGAGGAACGGAAGUCUGAAGAGAGUGGUGUGCUUCUUGAGCUAUCUGCUCAGAAUGAUUGAGAUCUAUUGUCCAUGUUUUAUCUUUUUCAUAUACCCUUUUUCAGGUCCUUCCACCUAUCCCACAGGAAACAGAUAGAGGCCUAUACAACUACAGUGCAGAUCACAAUUGGUAUACAAGAGUCACUGGUGCCAUGGGACAGGUGACUUUUCCAGUGCCGCCCCACUCUCCUCCCCCCCCCAUAUCCUACUUUGAAAUUCACCUAUGAUUUCUUAGAUUAAUAAAGAUACCAAACAACAAUAUAA